AUGUUGCAACUAACGGUUGAGGACUUAACGCCUGAGGCAAUUGCUGCGUUGGAGGUGCAGUGUAAGGCACAAGCUGAAAAAGUUAACCAGCUGGAGGAGGCGAUGGGUCUUUUGCAGAAGGAGUUGGACGACGCGCGGAAGAAAUAUCGUAGCACAUCCAAAGCGGUUCAAUGGCGUCGUCUAAUGGCAGAAGUGGAGAAUGACGAGGAUAUCGCAAACAUCACAGUAAUGAUGCAAGAGGCGUUGGCUGAUUUUUAUAAAACAAUGCAACCACCAGAUGACUACGAUGAGAGUAGAGAAGGCAUUAGCUUCUGCGAUACAGAUGACUAUGCAGACCUAACUUCAGUAGAGACGAAAGUUGAUGAGUUCUUGCUUGCGAUUCGGAGAUUGGUAGGUGAAAAUUGUGCAUCUCCGGAGGAUGAUGGAGAUCGACGACAUCAGCGCCGCCGUGCACUUCUCAUGUUAUUAGUUUUAACGAUAAAUGCAGCACGCAUAACAGACACUCCCACAGAGGAUGCUGCCUCACUUAUGGAGGAGCAACAGGACAAUAUCGCAAGUUUAUGGCAAACAUUAUUACACACGGAUUCAGGCUUGGUGGAGGCCGAGAAGUCGGAAUGGAAAGAUAUUGUUUCAUCUUUUUUGGGUCCUCCGUAUGAUACAUCAACGUGA
Molecule: messenger RNA, 669 nt
Organism: Trypanosoma brucei brucei TREU927
Lineage: Eukaryota; Euglenozoa; Kinetoplastea; Trypanosomatida; Trypanosomatidae
Exons: 1
Coding region: 1-669 (222 amino acids)
Source: RefSeq, a predicted model, not a curated record